UCGAGACCAAACAGGAGCACUUCAGCGUAUAGGGAACAACAACAAAACAAAACAACCAUGAGGGCUCUAGGCUGCAUAGCCUUCGCUGCGGCGAUGACGCCGGUAGUGGCAAACAUGCCACCCAGCGAGUUCAACUUUCCAAGCGUCAACAACGACACGGUGUUGACUGUUGCCUACACCUUCAAUGGAAACACCACCGUCGUUGAUCCCGGUACCAUGUUUGGCGGCAAUGUCGCCCGGAACCAGCCCCAGCUGGCCGUGGACCCGACCAAGUUCCGGUCACUCGCAGACUACACCGGGCAGUACGUCGUCAUCAUGAUCGACCCGGAUGCGCCGUCCCCAGAUAACCCGAUACGGCGGUCAAUCCUGCACUGGUUGGCGUCGGGCAUAACGCAGACGCUGGGGGGUGGGAGCGGCAGGAUCUCUGGCCAGAGGUCCUUGACCAACUCGACGCCGGCGACGGUGCCCUAUGCGGCUCCCGGUCCGCCGCCAUCUUCGUCGGCGCACCGUUACUUCUUCUACAUCUGGCAGCAGCCGCCCGGAUUCCAGGUCCCUUCAAGCUUCAACCCAAACAACCGUGCCAACUUUGACAUUGAGAACUUUGUGCGCGAAACAAACCUGGGCGCGCCGGCUGCGGCAAAUUACAUAUAUGUCUCGCGCCAGGACAGCGUCCCAAUGACGUUUAUUGCCUCCCCCGGAUCCGAAUAUCCUGGCGGCAACGGAAACGCCGUAUUCCCCAGGAAAGGUGACGGCAACGGCAACGGAAACGGUAAUGGCAACGACAACGGAGACCCAUACAAUCCAAACUAUCCUGAUGAGGGCGCUGCAUCUGGAGGCAUUCAAAUGUCCAAUUUUGCGGCGUUGAUUUCAUUUGUGGCCAUGGGCCUGGCCUGUUUGGUUUAG
Messenger RNA from Pyricularia oryzae 70-15, 903 nucleotides. RefSeq lists its product as uncharacterized. Gene Ontology annotation, molecular function: phospholipid binding; peptidase inhibitor activity. The record is from RefSeq and is a predicted model, not a curated record. Gene Ontology annotation, biological process: regulation of proteolysis; regulation of Ras protein signal transduction. The coding region runs from base 58 to 903 and encodes 281 amino acids. Lineage: Eukaryota; Fungi; Ascomycota; Sordariomycetes; Magnaporthales; Pyriculariaceae. The transcript has 3 exons.